AUGACGGGUCUCCUUCAAAAGGUCGCGAGGACCUUGGCCCUUCUCGCAUGCGCCCAAUCUACCGCCGCGCUCCGAGUACCCCGCCACGCAACAGUCGCCUCGCGACAAACCGUCGACGAAACCAAAUAUGAUUUCGUCAUCGCCGGCGGAGGCGUCUCCGGCUUAACCGUCGCAGACCGCCUGACCGAGGAUCCUAACGUCAACGUCCUCGUCAUCGAGACCGGCCCCUUCGACAAGAACGAGGACAGCGUGCUCGUCCCCGGCGCCUUCUUCCCCGUGCCGUACCUCUGGCUCCCGCUGGACAGCGCGCCGCAGCCGGCGCUGAACAACCGCUCCUUCUCGGUUCCCGCGGGCCGCGUCGUCGGCGGAGGGUCCGUCGUCAACGGUAUGGUCUUCGUCCGCGGGGGGAAGGUCGAGUACUCGAACUGGGUUAAGCUGGGGGCGAAGGGUUGGGGGUGGGAUGAGAUGCUGCCGUACUUCAAGAAGAGCGAGAACUUCACGACGCCACCGCAGGAGUUCGCUGACGCCGCAAAUAUCUCUUGGGUCGAGGAGGCUCACGGCCGCGAUGGACCUGUUCGCGCUUCGUACCCCAAUUACUUCUUCCCAGGAGCGAAAAACUUCUGGCAAGCCGCCCUCGAAACCGGCCUCACCCCCUCCCCCGACCCCAACGGCGGCGACCGCGCCGUAGGCCUCUUCAACUUCCCCACCCUCGCCGACGCCACCACCCGCACCCGGAGCCACGCCCGCAUCAACCACUACACCCGCGUCAGUGAUUCCCGUUCCAACUACCACAUCCUCGCCGAGCACACCGUGUCCAAGGUCCUCUUCGAGGGCAAUCGUGCCGUCGGGCUCGAGUACCUCCCCACGGCCGGCGGCGACAAAGUCGAGGUGUUCGCGAAGAAGGAGGUCCUCCUCGCCGCCGGGGCCCUGCAUACGCCGCAGAUCCUGCAACUAUCCGGCAUCGGCUCCAAGAAGCUGCUGCGAAAGUUCGGCAUCGAGGUCGUCGCGGAUCUGCCCGGCGUCGGUGAGAACUUCCAGGAUCAGGGGGAGCUCAAAAUCCCAUUCACCUUCGCAAACCAAAUCUUCCCCAACACAGCCGCCCUCGACACGAACGCAACCUACGACGCGGAACAACGGGCCCUCUACGACGCCGAAAAACGAGGCGCCUACACCAUCGUCCGCACCCUCUCCACCAACCUCGCCGUCCCGCCCCUCUCCAACGCCACCGCCUCCUGGCAAUCCAUCAUCGCCGCCGCCCGCGCGAACCCGCCCCUGGCGCACCUCGCCCCGGACACGCCCCCCUCCGUCCGCGCCGGCUACGCGCCCCAGCGCGAGCUCAUCCUCGAGCAGCUCGCCGGCCAGGACGUCCCCAUCGGCAUGGUGCACUGGGGCACGGGGAACAGCGUCACCCUCUACUUCCUGCGCGCCCUCAGCCGCGGGUCCGUCAGGAUACGCUCGACCGACCCGUUGAAGCAGCCUGUCAUCGACUUCCGCACGGCCUCGGACCCGGUCGAUUUCGAGCUCGCGAUCGCGCUGUUCGGGAAGGGCAAGGAGAUCAUGUCCGCGCCCGCGAUGCGGGUCCUGGGACCGAGGAUGGCGGCGCCGUACGCCAACGCGACGCACGACGAGUUGAGGGAGUUGCUGCGGGCCAACAUGUCGCCGUCGAACGCGCACUCGUGCUGUACGGCCGCGAUGGUGCCGGAGGAGAAGGGCGGGGUCGUGGAUACGCGGAUGAGGGUGUACGGCGUGCGGGGGCUGCGGGUGGUCGAUGUGAGUUACUGGCCGAUGGUCUUGACCGCCGCGCCGACGGCGACGACGUACGCGAGCGGGGAGAAGAUUGCGGAUGUGAUUAAGGAGGAGUACGGUCUGAAGUCUCUUUAG
Colletotrichum karsti is the source of this 1881-nucleotide messenger RNA. RefSeq lists its product as uncharacterized. Bases 1 to 1881 code for a protein of 626 amino acids. Lineage: Eukaryota; Fungi; Ascomycota; Sordariomycetes; Glomerellales; Glomerellaceae. The transcript has 5 exons. Gene Ontology annotation, molecular function: flavin adenine dinucleotide binding; oxidoreductase activity, acting on CH-OH group of donors. Gene Ontology annotation, biological process: secondary metabolite biosynthetic process. The record is from RefSeq and is a predicted model, not a curated record.